AUGAUUGAUGAUGCGCUGGGACUUAACACUGACCCGUCCAGAAAUGCCAUGAGUGCAAUCCAUGUGGACAUCCCGAAGGAGGGUGACAAUGGCGAGGUUGUCUUCCUCCUAUCUUGGGGUGGCGGAUCUCUGCAGGACACGCAAGACGUCGUAGACAUGUACCGGCGCAUCUUCCCUGGCUGCACCAUCUUCGUGUCCACGAGCAACCGCAAGCAGAGUUUCGGGCUGCGGUGUCAAUGCGCAGCUGGAAUAAGAGCAGCAGCGGAAGCCUGGUCCCGAAGCUCCGGCUCUCCAAAGCUUCUGGUACACUUAUUCAGCAAUUCGGGCAUGCAUGCGUGGACCGAGAUGUUGCUGGCGUGGAACGCAAUUUGUAACGCUGACGACCUGGAGGCCAUGGGAGUACUCAGCUCUUUGCCACCGAUUGAGGAUGUUCUCCGAGGUAUUGUGCUGGACUCUGCCUGCGACAGUUCUGUUCCACUUGAUGCCUGUAUUCAAAGCUUUGUCCAGUCCAUUGCUGGGACUGUGGCAAUUGCAGCUUCAUUGGAUCACGACGGCUCAGAAGCAAGCAAGCAGGCUGCUGAAGUGGCAGGUAAAAGAGCUGUGGCCACUUUGAUUGGCGCAAGCUCUGUUGCGAAGUCCCACUUGUACGCAAAGCCGCCAAAGAUGCUGACCAAGCUUGCCGAUGCUGAUGCGGCCAUUGUACAUCGAAUGGAGCCCCCGGUGCCCAUGCAGUUCAUCUACUCCAAGGACGAUAACAUCAUCUUGGCGCAGGGUGUAGAGAGAUACCUACAGGAAGUGAAGGACAGACCGAACCGCCAGGGGCUUUCUCAACCACGAGUGUGGUGCAUUGAGAAAUCGAGGCACUGCUUUCACAAGCUGACUCAUCCGGACGAAUACAGGACUUGCAUCGAAUUGUUUGCUUCCAGCACAAUGGCAUGA
This is a messenger RNA of Symbiodinium pilosum, 939 nucleotides long. NCBI's taxonomy places the organism in Eukaryota, Dinophyceae, Suessiales, Symbiodiniaceae. The record is from the annotation of a GenBank genome assembly.